AUCUGACACCUCCUUUACCUCCUAAAAUGAAACAUGUUUCUAAACGAACUGUAGAGAAGCGUGUAUCCUAUGCACCAAACGAGGUCACAGUUCUGGGUCCCAAGGGUCCUCAAAUAACCGAGUCCAGGGGACCUCAAGAAGCUGAGGCCAGAGGACAAAGAGGCCCCAGGGAGGUUAGAGAGGAGGAUAAUUUAUCCAAGAGUGGAGGGGGGCCAACAUCAUUCAAUCUUAAAUGUGAAAAUAAAUCUCGUCAGAUCCGCCCUAGCUCUCACCUACCCCCCGUUGAGCCCCCAGGGUCUGGUCCCGCCCCUUGUAUCCCGGAUGAGGAUUAUCUGGACGCCCCUGACGAUUCUCUGGAGGCCCCCAUCCUCCCUUCGGUUCAAGAUUUGAGAUCUAUGUUUCAAGCUAAACCUUCAUCACAGCAGAGGAUGAAACCUCAGGUUAAGAAAGUGGAAAAGGUUCCAGCAAUGUUAAAGAUACCAACACCUCAGUCAUCAACAAAGUUUCAUCAGGUACACAGUUUAACCGCUAGAUCAGUCUCCAGGGAGUUCAGAGAAGGAUUGAAGGCCGGUCAACCUAGACCUACUGAUUCUAUAGUGAAACUCCCUGACAACAACAGAUAUGUACACAACAACAACAACAACAACAACAACAACAACAACAGUGUAACUAAGUCGUCUUCAGCUGUUGUUCUUCAGUCCGUUGAGGUCUCUUCAUCCUCUAAUUCCUCCAAAUAUACAAGAUCAGAGAACUACAGAAACCUAAGCCCUGAGUAUUCAGGGAUACCAGCUCUACCCCUCACAAUACCUUACAGAAGAGGAGAUCAUGAUACAGGAUAUACUAGCGAUGAUAGUUUAAACCAUUCUCCGGAUAAUAGAAGAUCACCUAGCAGAGAGAAAAGAUCCUCUGUAAAGAACAAGGGGCGAAGCUCUCCUCAUAGCCGGGGACCUGCCGCUGGCGCGAAGCGUCCAUCAGGAGCCCGCCAGGCAGGGGUUAUCCAGGCUUCAGGGUCCUGGCAGGCUUCAGAAGGGGGUCAACAACCAACUAGGAAGGAGUGGACUGUCUGGACAUAAGCAGGAGAAGAGGGAAGAAAAGGAAGAAGGAGAAGGAGGCAUUAAAAAAAAAGACAAAAAAUACACAAAUUAUUUUUAUUUUUUAAAUAUCUAAAAAAUCUUUUCAUAUAAAAAUAUGUGCUCUGUAAAAUAUGCAUAUAAGUGUAAUGAUAUAUGUAAAAUUCAUACUGGUUAUAUAACAGUAAACAAUCAUCUUACUAUUUUUUAUAUGUUUGUCUGACAUUUUUUAUCAUUGUACUACGAAAGAGCUUUUAUCAAUACUAAUAUUACUCAUCUUUUUAUCUGUUUAAAAAGGGACUGUCGUUGGAAUUUCAAUUGUUCUUACAUUUAAAAAGAAGCAUGUCCAAUUUACAACGGUACAUUUUAAACCAUGUUGUAAUCAACAAUGUAGGAGAUAUCGUCGUUAUUCAAGCCUAAAAUGUAAUUAAUUCUGACAAUUUGCUCCCUUGUAUCUAAUGUAAAAAGGGGCAAGGUACUUUAGAGAGAAGCUAUACAAAAGAAAAAUAUCAAUUUUCCAAGAGACGAGAAUGGAUAUCUUAUGCAUUGAUGAACAAACAACGCGUUCAUAGGUACUGUUGUGAAUCGAAAUUACUUCUACAGUCCCAUAGCUUUGUUUUAUCCUUGGUAAAAGGUUUUAUCUGUAAUAAAUAAAUCUUGCUUUAAA
Messenger RNA from Eurytemora carolleeae, 1737 nucleotides. Its product is annotated as probable serine/threonine-protein kinase samkC. Bases 27 to 1073 code for a protein of 348 amino acids. Lineage: Eukaryota; Metazoa; Arthropoda; Copepoda; Calanoida; Temoridae. The record is from RefSeq and is a predicted model, not a curated record. The transcript has 11 exons.